AUGGAUAUUUUUGAUUGUGCAAGAAUUAUAUUAGAUAGAGUUCUGAAAUUUGAUCCUGUGAAUGCUCGAAAAAUAGUCGGUUAUCUCCUUAUGCAAAAUCACUGUGAACCCGAAAUGGCUAGAUUGGCAUCUUGCCCAGAUCAUAUCAUUGCCGAAGUCAUUCUUGGCGCCAAAAUUCAAAUGAUGGCCUUAAAUUCAGCCAUGACUUCGAUUCCACAGCCGCAUGUUGCUCCUCCCCAAGGUUUAGCCUAUUUUCCGGGUUUCCCCCCGACUUCACCACCACCACCACCACCACCACCACCACGGAACUUUCAGGUUCAACCUACCUAUUGUGAUCCACAGUUUGCGGCUGGCAAUGUGAAUCAAGAAUUUAUGGGAGUGAGUUAUCUGGAUUCUGUGACAGAACUUCAGAAACAAGCACAGAUGUUGAGUUUGGAGAAUCCUUUAGAUCAUGUGAAUACUGGAACUAGAGGUGUUUUGGUCAAUGAUUACAACAACGGCUUUGAUUCUUCUGUUGUCAAUUACGGCGGAAGAUCCGCGAAAAGGUCCUCAAAUUCGAACCCAUCUGAGUUUCCGGUCAAGAUCUGUCACUAUUUCAGUAAAGGCAACUGUCGGAAUGGAAGUAACUGUCGAUAUUUUCAUGGUCAUGUUCCUCAUGAGAGCUUCUCUUCUCAAGUGCAUAUGCAUGGAAAUGGUGAUAACGAGGAUCAAGUGAUUUCUCCGCGUUCGUUGGCUCAGGUAGAGUCUGAAAUUAUUGAGCUUCUUAAGCAGAAAAGAGGUGAUCCAAUGUCAAUUGCUUCGCUGCCGAUGGCAUACUUUGAGAGAUACAAAAAGGUACUGCAAGCUCAGGGCUAUUUAACUGAGAGUCAGCGACAUGGUAAGUCUGGUUAUAGUUUGACAAAGCUUCUUGCGCGGCUAAAUAGUAUUCGGCUAAUUGACAGGCCUCAUGGACAGCAUUCGGUUGUUUUGGCGGAAGAUGCUCCAAAAUACACUCAAACCGGAGAAGUUCAAAGUAUCAGUGCUGCUCGGCAAUUAUAUCUGACUUUUCCAGCUGAUAGCACUUUCACCGAAGAAGAUGUUGCGAGCUAUUUCAACACAAUUGGACAUGUCGACGAUGUUAGGAUUCCAUGCCAGAACAGAAGAAUGUUUGGAUUUGUAACAUUUGCUCAUCCCAAAACCGUUAGAAAUAUCUUGGAAAGGGGAGGUCCCCAUUUUGUCCGCGGCGCUCGGGUGCUUGUGAAACCCUACAUAGAGAGGGAAAAGAGAUAUCAAGAUAGAGUGGAGGAAAAAGAUAGAGUGGAGCACCUUCCUUGUUGUCCACGUUACUAUACAAAUGUGGAUUCUGAACUUGACUUGAUUGCAAGAGAACUCGGAAAACGUAGACAGAUCGCGAGGAGACAGUGGAUGGAAGAGGUGCAAGCUUUUGAAUAUCACCAGAGAAGUCUUGAGCAGCUGCAGUUUUCUCAACGAGGUUUUCCCGUUACAGGCUUUUCGGCAGACGGAUUAAGAGUUCCAGAUGAUCGAUUCAAUUUCCAGCCUGCGGAAGUUCUGAACUAUUCGAUGAAUAACAUAUACAUGACUGCAGAAACCAAUUCCUCUGAAGGAAGCAGCAAUGGAGUACACCAUCUCCCGACAGUAGACUGUCUCCCGGAAGAGUUUCCGAUCGAAAACAAUAAUUAG
Lathyrus sativus (Indian pea) is the source of this 1680-nucleotide messenger RNA. The record is from the annotation of a GenBank genome assembly. Lineage: Eukaryota; Viridiplantae; Streptophyta; Magnoliopsida; Fabales; Fabaceae.